Messenger RNA from Helicoverpa armigera (cotton bollworm), 2420 nucleotides. RefSeq names its product protein borderless (gene bdl). The transcript has 8 exons. Gene Ontology annotation, biological process: cell-cell adhesion. Gene Ontology annotation, molecular function: cell adhesion molecule binding. Bases 158 to 2224 code for a protein of 688 amino acids. Lineage: Eukaryota; Metazoa; Arthropoda; Insecta; Lepidoptera; Noctuidae. The record is from RefSeq and is a predicted model, not a curated record. Gene Ontology annotation, cellular component: plasma membrane; cell-cell junction.
UUGCGAGCGCUCGCCUUUGUGUGCAGGCGGCGGCGCUUGCGACGCGCACACAGCGCAGGUGCGGCGCGAGGUCGCGCGGACCUUCCUUGGGCAGACUCCGUGCGGGAGCGGUCAAUCGAUCCCGCGCUCCGCUCGCGGCCACUCCUGUCCCGCUGACAUGUGCGCGCGCGCGUGGGCGCCCGCGCUGUGCGCGCUGGCCGCGGCCGCCGCCGCCGCCGCCUCGCUGCUGCCUCUGGACGCCGAGCGCCUGCACGCCAGCGUCGGGGGCUUCGCUGUCAUGAAUUGUCACCUUGACUUUCCCUUCGGCAACGAGAUUCCUUAUCACUUGCAAUGGGAUAAAGAUGGAGACACGAUAUUCUCGUGGUACAGCGGCGCGGGCACGGCGCGCGUGGCGGACCGCUGGGGCGGGCGCGUGCGCCGCGUGCUGGACGGGCGGCUGGGGCUCGGCCGCGGCUCCAUCAACGUGAGCGCCGUGCGCGAGACCGACGCCGGCCUGUACCGCUGCCGCGUCACCUUCCCCAACCGCACGCCGCCCGCGCGCAACAACGGCACCUUCUACUACCUCGACGUGGACGGAGGUAAUCUGAUAGUGACGCCGCCAAUGAACGUGACCGUGCUGGAGGGCGAGCGCGCCGAGCUGGAGUGCCUGCCGAAGAGUCCCGAGGCGGCGGUGGAGUGGUUCCGGGAGGGCACGCCGCUAGGCGAGCUGCCCGAGCUGGCGCUGCGCGCGGAGCGGCCCGCCAACGGGUCCCUGGUGCUGCGGCGCGCCGCGUCGGGGGACCCCGGCGAGUACGAGUGCCGCGUGCAGGACCCUGCCGGCGCCACGCAGAGCGCCAGCGCCUUCCUCGACGUGCAGUAUAAAGCCAAAGUAGUGUAUGCUCCGAAGGAACGCUACCUACCGUACGGCAAGCCCGCAAGUCUGGACUGCCACUUCAGUGCUAACCCACCGUUGACUAAUUUGCGCUGGGAAAAGGACGGCUUCCUCUUUGACCCCUACAAUGUCCCUGGAGUGUUCUAUAGUAGGAAUGGAAGUUUGCUGUUCAAUCAGGUGGACGAGUCGCACGAGGGCGAGUACUCGUGCACGCCGUACAACGCGCUGGGGUCGGAGGGCGCGUCGCCCGGCGUGCGCGUGCGCGUGCAGCGGCCGCCGGCGCUGGGCGCGCGCCCGCAGCCGCUGUACGUGGCGCGGCUCGGCGCCACGCUCACGCUGCCCUGCGCCGCCGCCGCGCGCAACCACCACGACCGCCCGCUGGUGCGCUGGGCGCGCAAGGACGGCGCCGAGUUGCCGCCGGGCCGCCACCACCUGGACGACGGCAACCUGACCGUGGUGGACGUGGCGGAGGAGGACCGCGGCGUGUACGUGUGCACGGUCAGCAACGAGGCCGCCACCGUCGACGUGGAGACCGAGCUGCUGGUGGAGAACGUGCCGCCGCGCGCGCCCUACAACCUCACCGUGCGCGCGCACACCGACUCGCUGCACCUCGCCUGGGUGCCAGGUCAUAAUGGUCUGGAAGUGGACUACAACGUUUGGUAUCGCGAGCGCACCGUCAGCGAGUGGCGCACCAUGAAGAUCUUGACGAGAGGCGUCACCGAGGCCACGCUCGUCGGCCUGCGCCCCGGCACCGAGUACGAGCUGCGAGUGCUCUCGCAAGACCUCAUCGGCGACGGCCUCUUCAGCAAACCCGUAUUCGCAAGAACGCUGGGUUCAACCGACGGAGACGUAGGCGAAACCGAAAACGCUGCAGAGGUCGAGGAGACGAUGGAAGCAAUAGAAGGAGAGCAGAUCGCUUAUGCCGCUCCCACCACCGAGGAGAGCGCCGGCUCGGGCGACGGCGCCGAGCUGGAGGUGACGGUGCGGCUCAUCGACGACGGCGCGCUGGUGCGCUGGCGCCGCGAGCCGCUCGACCAGUCGCGCUGCACCGUGCGCUGGUACGAGGGCGCCGCGCCGGGCGAGCGUCUGCUGGCCACCGGCCACACGCUGCACGACUACAUGCUCGUGAGCGGCGCGGAGGAGGGCGCGCAGUACUGGGCGCGCGUGCAGUGCGCGAGCGGCGCGCGCGGCGGGGCGGCGCUGCGCGUGCCGGAGUACGCGCGGCUGCGCGGCGUGGCGGCGGGCUGCGCGGCGGCCGCGCUGCUGCUGGCGGCGCUGGCGGCGGCGCUGUACGCGGCGCGGCGCCGGCUGUGGUCACGGGCGGCCCCGCGCUGCGACAAGCGCGCGCGCUGACGCCGCGCCGGCGGCCUCGUCCCUGUGAUCUAUAUGCACUCUUUGACUCUUCGUGCCGUGUAUGGAUGCUUUUUUGAAGUUGAUGUUGUUAUUUAUUAAAGUAUGUCUGGGUAUGAAGUAGAAACUAGUUGAUUAAUAUUUUAUUUUUUUCUUAGGUAAUAAGCUGAUGUUGUAAAAUAAAAAAAAAACAACCUUA